Mesocestoides corti is the source of this 1722-nucleotide messenger RNA. NCBI's taxonomy places the organism in Eukaryota, Metazoa, Platyhelminthes, Cestoda, Cyclophyllidea, Mesocestoididae. The record is from the annotation of a GenBank genome assembly.
AUGAUACCAAGUAAACUGUUUCCACUCCUUCUAUUCCUGCUAUCACAGAGUCUGCAGGGUAAUUCAUCAUCUGAUAUUUUUUCCUCCAUCACCGCCAUCGACCAGGCUGUUUCCGCAGGCCGGCAUCUCGCUUCCGAACUCCAGACCUACGUAACCAAGGAGGAGGCUCGUUUGGCGAAAAUGCGGCUUCUCAUUGGACGUCUGGAAAAUGCAACUCGAAAUUGCGCCAACAACACCCACGAUGAGGAUGGUUUGUUUGAUGCCUCAGCUCAGGAGACUAUUGCCAACCCGGUGUCAGCAUUCCUAACCAUUUUUCGGCUUGCUUCCAAUUGGUCAAAGGAGCUCGCAGUCCUCCUAGAUGUGCCAAUUUCUGACAGUGGACAAGAAGAGACCUCGGUUACUGCAUUCAAUGAAUUCAAUUCGAGGAGGAAGUUGUUUUUGCGGCUCAGGUGGUAUGCUGACAUGCUUCCAGGGGCGUCAGACGUGGAUGGCGCGUUGGAUGCCAUCAUCCGGCUGCAGCAGACUUAUGAAAUACCCGCAAGUGACAUCGCCGAAGGGCGAAUUUUACCCACGUCGCAAUCACCAAGGCUAACGGAGCGGCAGUGCAUGCACUUGGGCCUAUUCGCCUAUGAACUGGGCGAUUACCCCCGUGCUGUGGAGUGGUUUCAGUUGGUCUUGGAUAGACUGAACCGGGUGCCUUUACACCAGCGCAACGCAGACGACGAUGGCGCCAAUCCCAUAUCCCACGCGAUGGUCUACGACCACCUUUCCUACGCACUUGGAAGGGCUGGUCGCUACAGAGAGGCUCUAGACGUGACUAAUCUCCUUCUCAAUGAAGGCAAGACUUUAAUAAACGGUGCAUUAAACAAGAUGUUUUACGAGAUGGAACUGAAGCGCUACAAAGGCAACGAUCCACCUCCGAUUCAACAAGACACCUCCAUGGAGGCUGGCUGGGAGACUGGAGACUUUGACGACCUCUGCAGGAAAGCCGACAAACCGAUGCAUCCAGACUACCGCCUGAGUUGCCGUUAUACGGUCCCACACCCCUUUUUCCUCAUCGGUCCAAUUAAAGAGGAAGUAAUGCAAGUCGAUCCACCCAUUGUACUGUGGCACGAAUUUGUCACUAAAAAUGAAGCCGAGAUGAUUAUUGACUUGGCAAAGCCAAAGCUUAAACGAGCCUUGGUUCGGAACCCCUCUAGCGGAGUCCUAGAGCCAGCUCCAUACCGCGUAACUAAAAAUGUUUGGUUGCCCGAUGACCUCAACAAUUUGACAAAAAGCAUUAAUAGCCGAAUUCGGAUGGUGACGGGUCUGAGCAUCGACCACGGUGAGGAACUGCAGGUUGCCAACUACGGAUUGGGUGGGUACUACGCGCCCCAUUUUGACUAUGCCAGGCGCUUCGAAGUUGACGCCUACGAGCGAAAUCAUGGGAACCGUAUUGCGACGUUUAUGGUUUACCUAACCCCGGUCCAGCUCGGUGGAGCAACUGUCUUUACAAAGAUAGGAGCGAUAGUCAAACCGGUCGCCCGAUCGGCUGUCUUUUGGUACAACCUCCUGCGAAGUGGUGAUGGGGACCUGCGAUCACGCCACGGGGCCUGCCCAGUGCUUGUUGGAAGCAAGUGGGUCAUGAAUAAGUGGAUUCGUGACAGUGGUCAGGAGUUGAAGCGACCCUGUCUCCUCGAGCAGGAGCCAUUCGAUCCUUUGGACGAAUACAACGACAUCUGA